Panthera uncia (snow leopard) is the source of this 2852-nucleotide messenger RNA. RefSeq names its product diphthamide biosynthesis 3 (gene DPH3). The transcript has 3 exons. The record is from RefSeq and is a predicted model, not a curated record. Lineage: Eukaryota; Metazoa; Chordata; Mammalia; Carnivora; Felidae. The coding region runs from base 203 to 451 and encodes 82 amino acids. Gene Ontology annotation, molecular function: metal ion binding. Gene Ontology annotation, biological process: protein histidyl modification to diphthamide.
GCCAUCUCCAUGGUGACCGCCACCGGGUCACCCAUUUGGCCUCGAAAGCCGGCGUUGCGUCUUUGUGUAUGCGCCGGAAGCGAUAGUUCCUGAGCCGGUGCCCGCUGAAAACACCCGGCUGGGGUCCGCGCGGGAGAAAUUAGACCGUCCCGGGGCAGUGUCGGCUGGCGGGGACGACAGGCAUCUGCCGACCCCAGUGACAAUGGCCGUGUUUCACGACGAGGUGGAGAUCGAGGACUUCCAAUAUGAUGAAGACUCGGAGACGUAUUUCUACCCCUGCCCGUGUGGGGAUAACUUCUGCAUUACCAAGGAAGAUUUGGAGAAUGGGGAAGACGUGGCAACGUGUCCUAGCUGCUCUCUCAUUAUAAAAGUAAUUUAUGACAAGGAUCAGUUUAUGUGUGGAGAAACAGUCCCAGCCCCUUCCACUCACAAAGAAUUAGUUAAAUGCUGAAGAAGACUUUAGGAUUCCAAAUGCUGAACAUUUGGGAAUGAGCCAGGCUGGAAAAAUCAAAUGCAAAGUUACUGGCUUCUUCCUGAGGACAACCAUUCUGUAGUCGGCUCUUCCAUUAGAGUGUGGAUCCUUGCCUUUGGCUGCCAAGUUCAUCUCCAACUAAAGAAGCAAGUGCACGACACGACAUGCCUGGAUUUUGUGCUUAGAACUUUGAACUGGAUGUGUUGUUAAUUUUCCAUGUGAAUUUUGUGUCUCACACCUGUUUUCUUCCUUAUCCGAUCACAGCAUCAUCUUCCUCAAAGUCAUUAGGAUUCCUUAAUAAAAGGGGGGAUUGUAUUUUGGGUUUAGUUAUUAAGAUGAUUAAAAUUAGCCCUUUCUUUGAAAUCGGACAUCACCUUUGCUGUUCUAAACUCCAAUUAGCUGCUUUGUCCACAUGCACUUUCAGUUCCCACUUCUCAGUCUUGCAUUCAUUAGAACGUUCAUGUUCUGUUCAGCAUGCCACUUCCAUUAUACUUCCUACAUGGAGUUCUGCUCGUGGAAGUAGAGAGAAAAUAUACUGAGCUCACCCUUUUUCCAGAGCAAAAAGUUAGUAAGAAAGAAAAGUCAAAAAGUGAAAUGGUCAAAGAAUCUGGCGUUUCCUGAUCAAUCUUCCGCAUGUUCCUCGAACGUUGGGACAAGACAAAAAGAAAAGCAGCCGAAGGAAUGAAAUUGGUUGCGGAACGAGAGGAGGAAAACUUGCCAACUUAUAAAUUAAACGCUUGAAUGGUUUUGCCAGGUCAGAGCAGGUAAUAACUGCGUAUCUGGGUCUUGUUUGUCUGUUUUUGGAUCAGGCUAAUGAAAUUGCUUUCGAGAUAGGGGUCCGUGUCAAGGCCUUGCAGCUGGCAACGGUGCUUUCAGCGUUACCUCAAAAUCGACUCACUGCCCCUAAAAGGCAAAGCUUCUACAGCAACUCUUGGUUUGCCGAGGAUGAACUUGAAGAUGAGAUGCCGACUCUAAAUAAAUACGUCCCUGGGGAUGCGUCUAACAAGUAGUUAUAAGCUGUACCUGAACCAGACGUGCAUUCUUAGAAGUGUAAAAAGAAUUUAUAAAGACAGACUAUCAGACUUCCUUUGCUUCAGUGUAGUAGCAAGAAAUCAGAAUCGCUUACACGAAAAUUCAAGAUUUUCUUUUAUAUACACAAUUUUCCUAUGUGUUUAUAAAAUUUAAAAAUUCACUGAUGUCCGGCAGGUUGUUUUGGAUGGGAACGUUUCCCGUAAUUGGAAAAAAAUAGCUUGCCAGAACAUGACCAGUCUGUCGCUGGUUGAUACGUGUGCCUCACACACUCGCCAAGGGUUUAAAUUAAAACAACUAAGUCGCCUUUUUAAAAAACAAAACAAAAACAAAACCCACAAAAAAAACACCUUGCAAAAGCACGGUUAUGUGCAGCCGUUACGUUAAAUCACCAAACAUUGUAUGCCAGAAGUGCAUAGUACGUUAUACGGUAUUAUAUAGCAUAUUCACGGAAUGAGAAGUCUCACUGCUGUUCAGGGACACACUGAUGCCCCAGAAGAAUUGGCCAGUGAAUUUGAGCCAAUGGCAACUUAGAUGAGAGCAUGUUAUAUGCUGACUGCUGGGAAUUAACUGCAAAGAGAAAUGAACUGUCCCAUGCUCGGAUUUGAUGGUUUUGUAAAUCCCAAUAUUAACUCCUUCAGCUGAUGAUGAAUUUCAGACAGGAACAGGCACCCCUGAUGUAGGUCUACUGUGAACAUAGAAGGAAUAAAAGUCCCCAAGUCCAAACAUCCCAGGAGAGAAAAAGUGCACUGGCAGUCAGUGAUCAAUGAUAAUCUGCAGUGAUUGGAGUGAUUCUGUUUCCAGAAUUUGUUAACUGCAAAAGAACAAGGUUUAAUCCUAUGUUAAGCAGAAAGUAACACAAGGGCCUUUGGGGUAUGACUAGAGUUCUUUGUGAUGCUAUGUGCCUUGUGUACUUUACCAGACCUUUCAGACCACUUCUGAGAACUGAUUUGUAAUCCAGGCUGUCUCUUAGUAGCUUUGUAGUCUUUGCAGUGGAUUUGUCACUUCUACAAUUAGGAGACCAGAUCGGGUGAUUUCUAAACUGUCAGUACUAGAACUUCAGCCUUCAUAGCCUGCGGGAGCUGAAAUGGUCAUUGAAACCUUUAUAAACUCAGAACUAAAUCAUGAACUAUUAGAGGAGACCCCAUGCUUCUUUAGUGACUUAAUGUUACCACACUUCAGAGUUUGAAAAUAAAGUCGACUAUUUAAAGGAUUCUGCAUAUAUCUUCGUGUACACCUCCAGAACCACUUUAGGGAAAGCGCCCCGAUGCUUUUGAUUGCUGUGCAUAUUAAUUUAUUAUCAGGAUACUAAAUAAAGUCAUAAUUCAAAUCCAUUUGUUUUCAUGUAGCU